AAGGGCAAUCAAAAUUUCACUGUGCAAGCAUCAGGCCAAGGAAAAGCAACAAUGGUUAUUGCAACAGUGUACAAUGCAAGGAUGCAAGAAAAUGCACUACAGUGCAAGAAAUUCAGUCUUGACGUCAGUAUUGAACCUCUUCAGUUAGAUCAGAAGCAGCUCAAGGGAGCCUUGGAGGCUGUCAAAAUCAAAAUUUGUACCAGGUAUCUUGGUGAGGUUGAUGCCACAAUGACAAUCAUUGAUGUUUCCAUGCUUGCUGGUUUUGCCCCUGAUAAUGAUGACCUUAAGAGGCUUUCUGAGGGAGUCAACAGAUACAUCUCCAAGUUUGAAGUUGACAACGUUAUGACUGACAGAGGGAACCUCAUCAUUUAUUUGGACAAGGUCUCUCACAGGGAGGAUGAAUGCCUACAAUUUAAAGCUUACAAGUAUAUUGACGUUGAUCUCCUACAGCCGGCAUCGGUCAAAGUGUACAGCAAUUAUAAUCUCGAUGAGCAGUGCACCAAAUUCUACCAUCUAACCAACGGAAGUGCCUUGCUCAGUAGUAUGUGCCACCCUGAUGUUUGCCGGUGUAUAGAAGAAAACUGCUCUUUGCUCAACAAGAUGAAGAAAGAAGACAUUGAUCCGGCAAUUCGAGUUAAAUCCGCCUGCAGGCCAGGAGUAGGUUACGGUAAUGGCCAUCUAGAUUGCAGAAUCCUGUACAUGAGCCAGUGACUAUAUUUAAAUAGUAAUGGUUCUUCUUCGUGGCCUCCAUGAAUCACACAUAUGGGUUUUGUAGCAUGCAUGAGCAGAGCUUCGGAACAUUCUAGAACUUAAAGAAUAGACCGUUAGUCUCCUCCCCCUCCCACUGUGCCUGUAUUGGCAUCAAAAUAGCCAGCCCUCUCAGUCCCUUUUAGACAUUGAUCUGCAGAUUCAAGUUAAAUUAGCUUGCAAACCAGGAGUAGAUUAUGGUAAUGGUCAUCUAGAUUGAAGAAUCAUGUAAAUGAGCCAGUGAAAAUAUUUGAAUCAUAAUAGUUAAUACACUUAGCAAAAGCUAGUCCUUGGGGGUUAGUGCUUCAAAGUUCUUCCUGGCAAAUUUGGCUGGCUGCUUCCAUGCAGUUUCCCUUUGGUGAGCUCCCGCUAUAAAUAUAUACACAGUACCCUUUUCUACAGCCACACCACUGUGGCUAAUUGUGCCUAUCAGAUUUCAGAUGCACCAUUACAACUCAUCUGUCCCACAGUUGUUAGUUUAUGUGCUAUCAAGUUGCAUCCAUCCUAAGAUUCCCUUGACAUUUAGUCCAGUCGUUGUAAGCUUAUCUGUUCUCCUAGAAUAAACAGCUCAGAAUAGAGAGGUUCCAGGUCUGGUUGACCCCUAUUUAA
This is a messenger RNA of Pogona vitticeps (central bearded dragon), 1356 nucleotides long. The record is from RefSeq and is a predicted model, not a curated record. NCBI's taxonomy places the organism in Eukaryota, Metazoa, Chordata, Lepidosauria, Squamata, Agamidae.